This is a messenger RNA of Peronospora belbahrii, 324 nucleotides long. NCBI's taxonomy places the organism in Eukaryota, Oomycota, Peronosporomycetes, Peronosporales, Peronosporaceae. The record is from the annotation of a GenBank genome assembly.
AUGUCGUCGACGUAUACACCCACCACGAUCAGCUCAUUCUCGUCACACUUCUCGAGCGCGACGUCCUUUUUGCUGUCCACUCCAAGUGCCUUGAGCUGCUCGCCUUUAAUCUUCAUACCACUUGGCACACCCCAUAUUGCCGCGAGUCCCAGGAUCACCUUCAUCGUUGACAGGUCCACCACUGCAGCGAAGCAAAUUCGCAGUCGCUGGACACUUCAUGACGUUCCAGACGUCGUUAUCUUCAAGCGCCUGGAUUACUUCCAACAUUGCCUUUGCUCCAACCGUCAGCAUUUGGACCGCGCAUCGCCUCAGCGUGUGUUUUAG